AUGUCUCCCCCGAUCCGCGAGCUCAAGGUCUCGCACCCAGCGGCCUUACUCGCCAACCGCAUAUCCAUGCACUUAGCAACUCAAACCCUUACUGACGCCGAGUCGACCCCCUGGCUCUCGAAACACGCCCAGCUCGCCCACCGCCAUAUCCACCUCGCGCAGAACCUCCUGCAACUCGGCGGCGUGGAGGACAGCCUAGACGGGUUCGCGCUGCGGGAUGCCAACCCCGAGAACGACGACCAGCUAGACGGCUCAACGACCGGAGUAUUCAAGCAGGGGCGGCUUGUAUGGGAGGCAUUCAACGACUGGCUGCGUGCCAUGUAUUGGGUGUUUGACGAAACCGAUGGAGAAUUCGCAGUGGGUGUCGGACAAGAACGCGAGGACGAAGAGGCGGGUAUACUUGUUUUCCGGCCCAGGAUCUAUCUACCGUUGGACGAAGUUGAUACCUCGUACCUGCGCUCCAGUCUCUACGAUUUGCAAAGGGAGAUGGCGGGCACACUUAAGGUCUUGGCUCAUCUCGCUCAAGGACAGGCGGAUGGUCGCGAAGAAGAGUACACUUACAAGAACCGCCAGGCGCUCAGGGGGCACAUUGAACAGGCCUACGAUGCAGUCAUGUAUUUGCGGAUGGUCAAGGAUUGGGUUACAAAGGCCUUCCACGAGGAUGAGAAUGAGUCUCGGGUUGCGGAAGAGGCUUCGCAGAGCGCCGGCGAGAACGCACCUGCAGAUAACGACACCGAGUCCGAGUCUGAGUCUGAUGAUGAAAACGCCUCCGGUGCGCCUAUCAACCGAAUAGUCUGGACGCCGAAAGACUCCAUCGAGGAAACAGCCUUCAGGGCCCUCUUCCGCGCGAAGUUGCGACUGGCGCUUAACCAAAUCAUGAACCUUCCUCUCCUCCACACGACUACCACGACGCAGAGAGACGAGCACAACGUCGCCGAGGGAUUCCCAGGCCUCGAGAGCAGCGAGGAUACAGAUUCCAUCCUCAAACUCAUGUCAACAUACCCCCAAGCGACAUGGCGCCAAAUCAACGAAGCCCUCGGCGCCUGGACGCGCUCUCAAUGGGAGGAGUUUGAGUGGGCACUGAGCUACGGCAAAGCCGACGCAGAAGACUCCACCGUGCGCGGUAUCAUCGUCGAAGAGACACUGAAUGUCGUAUGCCAGGAAAUCCUCUUCCGACGCGCGAUCGCGGCCGCGAUUGCGCAGGCAAAGACCCUUAUCAAAGAUCACGGACCGUACCGACGCGCCAGGGCGCAGGCGACUGCCCACCUGCAGGCUAGGACGCUAAGCAAAGAGGACAGGGAGUACCAUAACGCCGAAACAAAGGCCCGUGUGCGCGAGCAGAUCUUCGGAAAUCCUGCAACUCGUCGGCGGUAUAUUGAGAAGUACGCGGGCGCCGAUGACCUUGAACCCUGGACUGAGCGCGAGGAGAAGGCGCGCAUGGCGAAGAAGAGGAAGCUUAACGAUGGCGCGCUUGUCGAGGCUGAAGCUCGGAUUCGGCGGAUGGAGUUCAACGAGCGUCUUGAGGGGGUUUCGGAGGAGAGGACCAAACAGCUGGAGCUUCGACUGGGACUUGACUCUGUGUUGGAGGAAGUCGCUGUGCUGGAUGAUGAUGGCGCGCUGCAGGUGGAGGAAGAUGACGCUGGGCUGGGGUGGGAGGAGGAUAGAAGACGGACAAGAAGGUUGUUCAUGGCCUUCAUGAAACGGGCAUUUAUGAGGGUUCUCUUCUUCGAUAAUUAG
Aspergillus mulundensis is the source of this 1737-nucleotide messenger RNA. RefSeq lists its product as uncharacterized. The record is from RefSeq and is a predicted model, not a curated record. The transcript has a single exon. Lineage: Eukaryota; Fungi; Ascomycota; Eurotiomycetes; Eurotiales; Aspergillaceae. Bases 1 to 1737 code for a protein of 578 amino acids.